AUGGCGUCGCGCCACGAUUACCCUCUCUUCAUUCCUAUCCAUGAAUCACUUCUGCUUCAGUUUACCUAUGCUGCUCAUGGUCUCAUGGACUCCUUCCGAUGGGUGUCGGUCUUCACCACAGUCGCACGGGACGCUGAAAUUCGUAGCAAUAUUCUCAGAUGCUUCUUGCUGAAUCUAAGCUCGCUUCUGUGUCUCUAUAUGGUCGACUUGCUCUUCCUUGAUGCUACCCCACACAUCGGUUGGCUGUACAGGCUAGCUUGGGUCCUCCCCGCACUCGGAGUCUCGUUUUAUCUUAAUAGUUCUUGGUGUUCCGUUAUCGCAAAACGAGCCUAUUCCCUUCAAAACGCCAACCGAGCAGCAACCCAACCCCCCUCGACAUACAAUGGUCUGCUAACCGCCAUUGCCACGUCUGCCUAUCGAGUCGUAAUGGUCUUCACAUCUGUCGUGGUGUCCUUUGCUCUCGGCCUUAUUCCUUUGGUUGGACCUGUUGUUGGAUUUAUUUUCCUAUGCUGGAUUGACGCGUACUACUGCUUCGAGUUCGUUUGGAUAGCCAGAGGUAUGUCGCUUUCGGGGCGAGUGAGGCAUUUGGAAGAGAGAUGGGCUUAUUAUCUUGCGUUUGGAUUACCUUCUGCUGCUCUUUGCUCAUUUGGAAGCAGUCUUGCAAAUGCAGUCGUAUUCGCUCUGUUCUUUCCCCUGUAUAUUAUCAUGGCGAUUCAUGGACGUCCGUUGCCAGAAGACCCCUACAGUCCUCUUCCACCCAGUUCUCGAGGCAGUGACGAUGUCAUUCGACAUCCUUCACCAUUCAUUCCCAUUCGGUUACCCAUAUUCGCAGUGGUGAUGUGGUUGAAUGAUACGAUUGUCCGGGCAGUCAGUGUAGGCAGUGCCAAACCAAUAAAACACAAUAGAUCCUUCAGCGAUGGUGGAGAGAGUGUAGAAGCAGGCAAGGGAGUUGAGCAAGCUCGGCCAGGACGAGCAGUGCAAACUCGAAUCAAUAUAGGACGCAGGAAGAAAAUAGACUAG
Messenger RNA from Mycena indigotica, 1020 nucleotides. RefSeq lists its product as uncharacterized. The transcript is spliced from 7 exons. Gene Ontology annotation, cellular component: endoplasmic reticulum. The coding region runs from base 1 to 1020 and encodes 339 amino acids. The record is from RefSeq and is a predicted model, not a curated record. Lineage: Eukaryota; Fungi; Basidiomycota; Agaricomycetes; Agaricales; Mycenaceae. Gene Ontology annotation, biological process: macroautophagy.